AUGCUUGCUAGUCAACUGGGGGAUAUUGUUACGACAAUUAGUGUCUUAAAUAGUGCGGGGAAAGGGCAACAUGAGAGCCGGCUGUCAAGACAUGCGGAUGAACGUGGUGUUGCUGGAGUCACAUUGCAACAAGACACGGAUGUGGCUGCUACGAUAACUCCAUUUGUGGAUCGAAACGAACCCUUUGUUUGCCGGACCUGCAUUCCUCAGAGCCGGCUCGAGUACUGGUCGAACGAUGCUGCGAUGCUCGAAACAGUGGGUCCAGAUGCAGAAAUCCCCGUUCGCUUUGCCAAACGCGCCUUGUCGUCAACGGCGGCAUCAUCUAGUGGCACCUUGUUUCGUCGACUCGUCACUCCUGGAACCUCCAAAUCGGCAUAUGACGAACGGACCAUGCGGUUCUCCGAGUUUCUGGCAGCAUACGACAAUAAAACUUCUGAAGAUCACCUGUAUGGUGCCCAGAUACCAAUCGUUACGCAUUUACCGCAACUGAUCGAUCCUAUUCGAGCCUCAGCGCCUCUUGGGACACUCAUCGAGGCCCUUGGUCCAACGCCGCUAUAUCACAAUAUACAACCGAUACCAAUUAACUUCGUCCAAUUGACAAGAAAUCAAUACUGCAUCAUAGGAUUAUUCAAAUAA
Molecule: messenger RNA, 636 nt
Organism: Cylindrotheca closterium
Lineage: Eukaryota; Bacillariophyta; Bacillariophyceae; Bacillariales; Bacillariaceae
Source: the annotation of a GenBank genome assembly